GGUGAGGGCAGGAAUGACUCUGUUGAUUCUCAGUGUCUCCUCCUAGUGGUGAGAGCAGGACCAGCAGCUGCAGUGGAGAUGAAGCGGGAUAAAUGUGAACGGUCUGACAGUAUCUCCCAGCGAAAGAGGAAGGAGCAUCAUGACUUCACUCUGAGCCUGCGCGAGAUUGCUGCCCUGCUUCCUCUCACUGGCACUGCACACAGCUGCAGGAUCACCAAGAAGGAUACUCUGGUUCAUGUGCUGAGAUACCUGGAGUACCUGCAGAGCCACAUAGACUCCCUGGAGACACUGCUACCAGGCUGUGACAGUGGCCCCUCAGACCCGCGCACACCCCCCCUCAACAGAAAGUCAGCUCGGCGAAAGAGUGUGUGCAGCCGACCCAGGAAGAGACAGCCAGCCAGCAGAGGCAGCGAGGGGGAGGGGUGUAACAGGAGGAGGAGACUGUAUGGGGCGGAGUCAAGGUGGGAUGACACUGACGGGGUGGAGCUCUCUGAUUGGCCCGUGUUCCACAACAUUGAUAGCUCAUCCCCUCACCCCAACUCUCAGGACUCUGUCAGGAGCUGCAGUCAGACCCCCGGGGCCACAGCGACACCUACAGAUCUCGGGGCCCCUCCGGAGGACCGUCCCUGCUCUGCCUGUGGAGAGCAGAGAGGCAGUGAGGAGGGCAGACCUGUCAGAAGCCAGGUCUUCGACUCCCCACACACUGGGUCUGGGGGUCUCCUGAAUGAUCACAUGUUGUGGUGGUACCCCUCCUCUGGAGAGGACGAGCCCUCCCUCAUCCCCAGCUCCCCCCCACACCCCAGCACAGGCUCCUCCCCUCUCCGGACUCUGUGUUUUGGGGAGGAUCUGAACCUCUCCCCCUCCCUCCUCACCUCUCCUGCGCGGGACCUAACAGUGAGCUUCCUGCAGGAGGGGCAGGAGAACCUGCAUGUCCUGUUUGAAGACGUGUGGGUCAGUGCCAAGCACAGCGCAGAGAGUCAGGAACACAGCGCUGACAACACUGCCGAGUGGGACAGUCUGCUAGGGGGAGGCUGGCUGUCCUCUGCCAGCGAGGGGGAGGAGCAGGGGGACUUCACAUGGACCCCCUCUAAGCGUGGCCCCCCACGAGGCGGCAGGGGCCGACACAGACCCCGCCCCCAAAGGCCCCUGUACACACAACCCCACCUCAAGAAGAAGUGUGUCAACGGAUUCAUCAUGUACUGCAGAAUGAACAGAAAGAGCUACCUGCGCUCUCACCCUGGCAUCCCCUCCACUGUGGUGACCAAAAAGCUGGCCGGCCAGUGGCACAACAUGAGCAAGCAGGAGCGCAGAGUGUACUGUGUGAAGGCUCGCAGAUUCAGCCGACAGGAGAACCGGAAUGUGUGCAGCCUGUGGAGCGAGGGGGAGAGAGACGGAGAGGGACAGGAGAGAGGGAGAGGGUGUAGGAAGGAGAGGGAGAGGGGAAGCAGGAGAGAGGGAGAGCAGCGCUCUGAUCAGAGCAGGCUGUUCAGAGGGGAUUCCAGAGAGCUGCUCCCCAUAGGCCCUGCUGCAGGGCUGCUGAGCAGCACAGAGACGGACGUUCUGUGACACUCCGCUUGGAUACCAGAGGGCUCAAUUGAAAACAAUGCAAAACAACAUGUGUAACACCUGGAAAACGUUUUAAACGUUUACAUGUCAGUCACUUCAGUGUAAUAGCAUGUAGUUCAUGUAGCUGUUUUUUAAAUUGUUCAAUGUUUGCUGAUUGCACCGAAGAAAGAUUGUGACGUCAGGAACAGGACGAGUCACUAGAAAACUGAAGUGAGUAAUCCUGGUUACCAUUCAUCGCUCCGAACUGAGAAAUAUUAAAGAAACCAUUAAUUCAAUAACAAACGACUAGACGUUUCUUCAGCAUACUUUCAGUGACAAACGACUAGAAGUUUCUCAGUGUCUUCAGUGUAAAUUCAAUGACAAACGUUUUGAAUGAAGUCUUUCUCAGUGUCUUCAGUGUUGAAUGAAUUGAAGACACCAAGACUUCCAAAUUGAUCUUUGAUUUCGUGAAUCACAGCUUGGUUUGAAGUAUAUGUAAGUUAACCCUAUUUACUAAAACCAGCUGAAUUGUUUUCUUUCUCAGUUUUUCUCGUGUUAAUGAGCCAUCUAACAGUGUAUCACAAAGUCUUCAUCGAAACAUUUAACUUUUAUUGAUUGUAUUUCUGAAUUCUAAAGCAAUGCCACAGCUUCUGAUUAGUGCCUGAACUCUGGAUUACGGUUCCCUGGAGCGCGCCGUCUGCUCCUCCAGCCUGCAGGCUCAACGCAGCGUGCAGCCACAAACGCUGUGCCUCUGUUAGAUUUUAGGUUUUGAUUUACUGGUUGUGUUUGUGUUUAAUAGCGUUCGACAAAAUAAACUCUUAUUACAGUUUGCUGGGUUUGAUUUUCUCAGUUCCAGUGUAGUAAUCCUCAGCGAUAGUCCAAAUACUAACGAAACUUUGUGAAUCCAAAGCUUGGCUUGCUAAGAAUUAUUUGUCAAAAAAGUGUUCAAAGUAUAUUUAACUUAAAAAAAAGAUUCAUUAAAUGACUGGAUUAAUGUUAUUUCCAGGGGUUUUAGUCUUGACACAUUAAUAAUCUGAUCUAUUAGAUCGAUCAAUCACACCAGCUUGCUAGUGAUAUGAAAUUGUAUUGGAAGUUAUACAAAGUGUUAACACAAUGCUAUUUGCUGGUAAUGUUUCACAAUGACAGCUGAUGUGUAAUCACAUGUAAUGACAAUUUGAAAUAUUUGCUUGCAUGUAAUUGGAAUUUAACAAAGGCGAGUUUUUAAAAUGUUAAAUUUGAAUUGCUGUUUUUGAUGUACUGUAAGCGUUCACAUUUUAGGCUCACAAAGGAAACAUGGAGUGCUGUUUUAGUUCGGUUAGCUGAUGAGAAAUGUCAUUUAUUGAGUGCUGUUUUUUGUUAGCUGGAGAAAAGGUACAAUAUAGCUGUUCAUUUUCUGGCACCGUUUGAAAGAAAUAUGUUGCAACUCUUUCCUCCACAUUUGUUUUUGUAUAAACUUGUGACUAAGAAGAUACAAUAAACUAGUAGACUGCACUGUGGUGUUAUUCUGAGUGCAGGAUCUACACUCUUAGUGACUGUAUAUCUCUGAUCUCUUGUUUAAUUACUCUGCAAGUCUGACUAAACUGAACAGGGCAGCAGGGCUGUGGAGCACAUGUCCCACUGAGAUCAGAGACUCCCGAGUCCCUGCCUGGUUUAAAACUCGCCUGAAAACUAAUUUAUUUAAAUUGGCAUUUGUAUUUUUUUUUUUAGCUGUUAAUAUUUCUUGUUUUUAAUAUUGUCUACCAUGGUACAUUUUUAUUAUUGUUAUUUUAUCUGUCCUUUCUCAUUUGUUAAGUGCUUUGUGGUAUUUUUUUAUGA
Messenger RNA from Polyodon spathula (Mississippi paddlefish), 3360 nucleotides. RefSeq names its product meiosis initiator protein-like. NCBI's taxonomy places the organism in Eukaryota, Metazoa, Chordata, Actinopteri, Acipenseriformes, Polyodontidae. Bases 79 to 1566 code for a protein of 495 amino acids. The transcript is spliced from 12 exons. The record is from RefSeq and is a predicted model, not a curated record.